This is a messenger RNA of Ostrinia nubilalis (European corn borer), 5400 nucleotides long. RefSeq names its product maternal protein pumilio (gene pum). Gene Ontology annotation, biological process: post-transcriptional regulation of gene expression. The record is from RefSeq and is a predicted model, not a curated record. Bases 650 to 4312 code for a protein of 1220 amino acids. Lineage: Eukaryota; Metazoa; Arthropoda; Insecta; Lepidoptera; Crambidae. Gene Ontology annotation, cellular component: cytoplasm; nucleus. Gene Ontology annotation, molecular function: mRNA 3'-UTR binding. The transcript has 18 exons.
CGCGCAUAGCAUCUGCCGGACCGACCGAUUAUGGCGGACGGGGAGUGAAGAAUGAUUGUCGUCUUUUUUAAAUCGGAAAGGAUCGACAUUAGCCAAUGGCAUAAACCGGGUUUUUUGUAAAAUCUGUACAUUGUAAAUAGUUCUGUGUACAUAUAGUAAUUAUAUUUGUGCUCGUUUUGUUUAGAAAUUGUGUGAAUAGUGUAUUAUUUUGAGUGUUUAUUCUGUUUAAUCUGGACGCCGACAAAUAGCUAAACCUUGAUGUUAGUAUACUGGCAUACCAAACACAACUUCUAAAUUUGAAAAUCCUGUACAAUUAGUUCCCCUGAAAGCAUCGAUUUCUCUUCUCACCUUUGUGUUUCGAUCCGUCAAGGAGACGGUUGCACUUGCAUUAUUUUGGUUGUCCAUAGCGGCUGUCAUCGUGUUUCAAUAAAUCUAUUUAACUGUCAUUACAAGACAAAAGGACUGCUGUAGUCGCUAAAUUGCUUCGAUGCUGAGAUCUGCUCAUCGUUAAAUAGUUUUCUGAUCAUGUAAAUCGAUUGAGCUAUACGUCUCAGCUCGAUUAGUGUUGAAGUAGUGCUACAAUCUAAACAAAGAAGAUAGUUGAAGAUUUUGUUUGUCGUUGUGAAGUAUCAAAGUGUAGUGAAACUGAAUGCUCGAGCCUCACGGUAGCCCAAUGAAGUGGCCGGGUUCGGGAGCUGAAGAAGAGGCGGGCGAAGCUGGGUUGCAAAGCGCUCGCGCCUCACAGACUCGCGCUCAGGACGAUGCCGCCGUUCAUUACGUAUUCCAACGAGAAUCCCAAGAAGCUGAAUUGCCUUCUCUAACUCCUAAACAACGUUGGGCGGUCGGUGAUGAUACAAUUGUAGAGAAUCAAGAUAAAUGGAAGAAUCCUACUCCAAUGAAUAUGAAUAAUAUGCAACAAGGUGCAGUGCAACUGAAAAAUUCCCAGACUAAUCAGCAACAGUUCAUAAAUCAAGCUAUUGCUUCCUCAGUGGGAACCUUGGCGAUAAACCCUUCGGUUAUUGGAAACCAUCAGGCUCAUUUGGCUACAAAUAUGGUUCAUACUCAACUUGCACCAUUGCAAAACCAUACUUUGGGAAACAAUUUGACAAUUCAAAACAGUGCAAUGAUGCUUCCACCUCUUCAAGGAAUGCAGAAUCCUCCCCAGCUAGGACAGCAGGGAUUAUAUGACAUACAUCAACACCCUGGGACUCCAAUGCAGGCCAUGAAUGGUAUUGGGAAAAGUGCAGAACACCUCAUGUAUCUGAGUCAAGCUGGAAUGCUUGCACCGGGGACUAACCAGUUCCUGCAGCAAGGCCAAAAUCAGCUCGGGCUAACUCCUGUUGCAGCCAUCAGAAACCAGAUUGCACCUGCUGCAAAAAAACUGUGGGACAAAGGUCCUGGCGCUGGCGGUGACAGCAAAGGCCCACCGCACCUUCCUCCACUGCAACUCAACCCCGAGCAGAUGUGGCGAGACCCCACAUGGUCUGCACAAGCAGUGGAACACAAUGUUGGAGUGCCUAUGAUGAGCACACGCCGCGGUGUUACCGCUUUUCAAGGUGGUGAUGCUGGCAGUAUUUUGUCGCCGCGAGAUACAGCCGGCCUUGGAGUCAAGAUGGUUGAAUAUGUAUUGGGAGGAUCUCCGACAGAAGCUGGAGGAGUGGCUACCGGUGGUGGUGGUGAAAAAGUGGCUGGCGUCGUGGCCGGCUUGCGCGGAAUGGUCCUGGAAGAGCGUCCUGAAGAUAAAUCGGCUUCUCCAUUUGAGAAAGACCUUCAUGAACUUCAUGAACAUGGACCUCUGCCUAACGGGCUUCAUAAUGGUCAAGAAGAUGACAAAGCUUUCAACCGCACGCCGGGCUCGCGGCAGCCGUCGCCGGCGGAGGAGGAAGCGGGCGCGGUGCGCAACGGGGACGCCGCCGCCUUCCCGCUGCUGCCGCCGCACCACCUGCAGCAGCCGCCGCUGCACCACCUGCCGCACCUCACGCACCCGCAGCCACACCCUGGAAUGUUGGGAGUUGCUCCUCUGCAAGGACUACCACACCCACAACAUCCACAAAUUCAUCCAGGAAUGACUCUGAACGACUCCAUGAAUCAACACAUCGAACUUGUAUUACAAAUGGAACAACAUCCACAAUUCGACAACAACAGUUUUGCAAGUACACAGCAAUACGGCGGCGUGGGCGGGGUGGGAGGCGUGGGCGGCGGCGUGGGUGGCGUGGGCGGCGUGGGCAACGCCGGCGGCGGCGUGACGGCGGCCGCCAACCUCGUCAACGGCGCCGCCGUCGUGCAGUCCGCGCCCGACUCGCAUCAGCAACAUCAACCCUUCGAUGUGCAGCAAUUAUUCCGGUCACAGCAGGCGGCGGCCGCGGGCGGUCAAGCAGCGGCAGCACAAUUACAACUAUUACAACAACAGCAACAACAACAGUUCCAAUUACAACAACAGUUGGCCGCACAACAGGCCUUCACCCAGGCUCCGUAUGUUAUUAAUGCCGGCCAAGAGGGCGCGCCCUACGUCAGUGCGUUGAUAGCGGGAGUGCCGCCGUACUAUGGCGUGGCGGCUCCGUGGGGCGUGUACCCCGGGCUGGUGGCGCAGCCGGCGCAGCAACAAGCGCAACAGCCGAGAAGGCCGCUGACGCCCCAGCAGGGCGAGCAGCAGGUGAACGGACAGGGACAAUACGUGAUUCCGUACUACGACCCCGGCUCGCUGGUGAUGGGCGGGCGCAACGGCACGCCGCUGCGGCUGGUGUCGCCGGGCGGCGUGCUGGCGCCGCGCCAGUACCAGCCCGCGCCCGCGCACCCCGCCGCCUCCGCUGCGCCGCCCACCGCCGCGCAGCCGCAGCCGCAGCAGCCGCAGCCUGGCGGCGCGGGCGGCGCGCGGCGCGACUCGCUGGAGUUCGGCGGCGGCGGGCCGGCGUCCUCGCUGCAGGAGUACGCGCGCAAGUGGGGGCCCUCGCCGCUGUCGCCGCCGCUGGGCGCCGCGCUCGGGCCCGUCGGCCUGCGCCCCGUCUCCGCCGCGCCCGGCGCCGAGACCGCCAAGUACAGAAAUGUCAGCAGUUUAGCCCAAGGUCUCACGAGCAAUGGAAUGUUCGGCUCCUCAUCGUCAUUACUCAGCAAACUCAGUGGAGUGGGCACUAUCUCAGAAUUAGUAGGGGGCGGCGUAGGCGGUGUGGGCGUGGGCGGCGUCGGUGUGGGCGUGGGCGGGGUGGGCGGCGUGGGCGUGCUGGUGGGCGACAAGCCUCCGGCCGGCCGCUCGCGCCUGCUCGAAGACUUCCGCAACAACAGAUUCCCCAACCUGCAGCUGCGGGAGCUGGCUAACCACAUCGUCGAGUUCUCGCAGGACCAGCAUGGAUCUAGAUUUAUUCAACAAAAGCUUGAAAGAGCAACAAUUCAGGAAAAACAAAUGGUAUUCAACGAGAUCAUCGGCGCCGCGUACAGUCUAAUGACGGAUGUUUUCGGAAACUAUGUGAUACAAAAAUUCUUUGAGUUUGGAACUACGGAACAGAAAACCACACUAGCGCAAAAAGUGCGCGGUCACGUGCUGGCGCUGGCGCUGCAGAUGUACGGCUGCCGCGUGAUCCAGAAGGCGCUGGAGUCCAUCCCGGCCGAGCAGCAGCAGGAGGUGGUGCGCGAGCUCGACGGACACGUGCUCAAGUGCGUCAAGGACCAGAACGGGAACCACGUGGUGCAGAAGUGCAUCGAGUGCGUGGAGCCGGCGGCGCUGCAGUUCAUCAUCAACGCGUUCGCGGGGCAGGUGUACGCGCUGUCCACGCACCCGUACGGCUGCCGCGUCAUCCAGCGCAUCCUCGAGCACUGCACGCCCGACCAGACCGCGCCCGUGCUCGCCGAGCUCCACGCGCACACCGACCAGCUCAUACAGGACCAGUACGGCAACUACGUGGUGCAGCACGUGCUGGAGCACGGCGCGGCGGAGGACCGCUCGCGGCUGGUGGGCGCGGUGCGCGGCAAGGUGCUGCAGCUGUCGCAGCACAAGUUCGCCUCCAACGUCGUCGAGAAGUGCGUCACGCACGCCACGCGCAACGAGCGCGCGCUGCUCAUCGACGAGCUCUGCGGCUUCAACGACAACGCGCUGCACGUGAUGAUGAAGGACCAGUACGCCAACUACGUGGUGCAGAAGAUGAUCGACGUGGCCGAGCCCACGCAGCGCAAGGUGCUCAUGCACAAGAUCCGGCCGCACAUCGGCUCGCUGCGCAAGUACACGUACGGCAAGCACAUCAUCGCCAAGCUGGAGAAGUUCUUCAUGAAGGCGCCCGAGCUCGGGCCCAUCGGGCCGCCGCCGCCCAACCCCGUGCUGUAGUGUGUGUAGAGCGUGCACGCCGCCGGGAGGGCCGAUGCGACGGCGCGGGUGUCCCCGCCUAUUAUAAAUUUGUGAAUAUUUGCGAUUGUACAUUUGUAACUAUAGAGCUCGCCUCGAGCGGCUGUACAUAGCAGACUGAUGUACAGGUAACGUAACUAGUUGUACAGCGACACGCCCCCGGCGCUCGGCCGUCGCGUCGCCGCGGCGCUGCGUGCAUUGCGUUUCUAGCUCGUAAGUGUUCUAGUAUUAUUCGUUGUUCGUAUGAAUCUAUGUAUAAAUAUUUGAACGUCUCUCAUUCUCGUGUAAUUUAUAAAUCGAAGGAAUGCUAGUGGUCUUGCGGACACGCGCGAUUCCGUAAUUUAGCUCGUUGUAGAUUUACUAUUAGCUGGGCUAGGGGACCUUGAAUCUUCGAUGAAGAAAUGCCGCAGGCAGUUCUAGACAAUCGGCACUAUAGUCGUGAUUAUAUUAUUAUUUUGUACUAUUCUUCAAGUCAAGCUCUCGUUUAAGUUAAAAACCGGCUUUAAAAUCGUACAUAGUUUAUCGAAUAUUGUUUAGUGCCGGAAUGUAUAGUUUGUCGAUUAUAAUUUUGUGAAAAUGAUAUUUUUGUAUAUUUUUAUGUAAUUAAGUUAUUUAGUUAAUGUGCCUCCGACGGAGAUCGGAGCGAGCGCGAUCGAGUGGGCGAUGCUUUGGUUAGCGUAGGUAGGUUAUAGUGAUGAUUGUAAAGUCCUGUACUGAUAGUUGUAGUCCCGAGGUCUGCCUUGCCGGUUGCACGUCACAAGCGUAGCUGCUCCUCAUUCCCCUGUAAUUAUUUUUUAUAGGAAGCGUAGUUUCCUACGACACCUCAAAUUUUUUACGUCUAGAUGUAAUUGAAAAUAAAAUUAUUGUAUAUGGCUGUACAAAAAGUUAACAAAAUGAUUUGUAAAACCUUGUAUGUGAUGGAAUAAGGCGAGGCGUCCAGAGCGGCGAGGUCUGACUGGUCGCGGCUCCAGCCGCCCCGCCUUGUAGGUUGUACUAGAUAACAUUUAUAUGAUGAUCCAUCUAUUUAGACAUUAAUUAUAAUAAAGCAUUUCUGUAAUAAUAUUACAAAG